This is a messenger RNA of Mirounga angustirostris (Northern elephant seal), 2514 nucleotides long. RefSeq names its product Opa interacting protein 5 (gene OIP5). The record is from RefSeq and is a predicted model, not a curated record. NCBI's taxonomy places the organism in Eukaryota, Metazoa, Chordata, Mammalia, Carnivora, Phocidae. The transcript is spliced from 5 exons. Bases 1 to 627 code for a protein of 208 amino acids. Gene Ontology annotation, biological process: CENP-A containing chromatin assembly; chromosome segregation. Gene Ontology annotation, cellular component: nucleus; chromatin; chromosome, centromeric region.
AUGGCGGCUCGGCCGAGGCGGCAUCGUUCGCGAUACGCAAAGCUUCCACGGGGUGAUUUUUGUGAUGGCGCUAAGAAGACAACUGACAAACACUCUUGUACGACUUCUAUGGAGUGGGACACGCAGGUAGUGAACGGGUCUUCGCCGCUUGGCCCCGCAGGCCUGGGGACGGAGGAGCCGCCAUCCAGCCCGCGGUUGCCGUCGUGGCUGCAGCCCGAGAGGUGCGCCGUGUUCCAAUGCGCACAGUGCUACGCCGUGCUCGCUGACUCUGUGCACCUCGCCUGGGACCUGUCGCGGUCCCUCGGAGCCGUGGUCUUCUCCAGAGUCACCAAUAACGUGGUUUUGGAAGCUCCCUUCCUAGUUGGCAUUGAUGGUUCGCUCAAAGGCAGCACUUACAACCUUUUAUUCUGUACUUCCUGUGGGAUUCCCAUUGGUUUCCAUUUGUAUUCUACCCAUGCUGCCCUGGCUGCCUUGAGAGGUCACUUUUGCCUGUCCAGUGACAAAAUGGUGUGCUAUCUGUUAAAAACAAAAGCCAUAGUAAAUGCCUCUGAGAUGGAUAUUCACAACUUGUCUCUACCAGAAAAAGUUGCAGAGGUGACUGCACAUAUUCAAGGCUGGGUUCUCUGAGGACUGACAGCAGACUCUCAUAUGGUGGGGAAAAGAGAUAUCAGUGAAAUACUCUCCAGCUCACUAAAACAGAUAAGUAGACAACAAGCUGAGGACUGGGUGUUUAGUAUCCAGAGUUACUAUAAUAUAUUAUUUGAAAUGUCCAAUUUGUGGGGUGCCUGGCUGGCUCCAUUGGUGGAUGUGUGACUCUUGAUCUUGGGCUUGUGGGCUCGAGCCCCAUGUUGGUUACUUAAAAUCGUAAAAAAAUUUUUUUUACAAAUAAAUGUCUAGUUUGCAACAAAAAAUUAGAAAACACUCAAAGAGCAAAGUAUGACCCAUACAUGGGACAAAAAGCAGGCAUCUAUAACUGCCUAUGAAAGGGUCCAGAUGUCGGACUUAGCAGACAAAGCCUUCGAAGCAGCUAUUAUAAAUAGGUCCAAAAAACUAAAGGAAACUGCUUAAAGAAGUCAAGGAAGGUAUGAUGACAAUAUCUCAUCAAAUAGAGGAUAUCCUUAAAGAGUUAGAAAUUAUAAAAAAGAACCACUUGGAAAUCCUGGAGUUGAAAAGUACAAUAACUGAAAUGACAAAUUCACUAGAGGGGCUCAGCAACAGAUUUGAGCUGCCCAAAGAAAGAAUCAGCAAAUUGGAGACAGAUUGAUGAGGUUAUGGAAUCUGAAGAAAAAAGAAUGAAGGAAAGUGAACUGAGCUUAAGACAUCUCUUGGGCACCAUCAAGCAUACCUAAAUAUUCUUUGGUAAAAGGGAUACAUACCAAAGGAGUAGAGAAGUAGAAAAGAUAUUCAAAGAAAAAAUAGUAGAAAAAUUCCCAAAUUUGAUGAAAAACAUUAAUUUACAUAUCCAAAACCUCAACAAGCCCACGUAGGAUAAACACAGAAGAGAUACAUACCCCAACACAUCAUAGUAAAAAUGAAGAGUGAACAAAAUCUUGAAGGCGACAGAGAAAUGAUUCGCCACAUCCAGGGGUACUCCAAGAAGAUUAAGAGGCUCUAGAGUUACCUAUUUAAGCAGCAUUUCCUGAUGAACUUUUAUUAUUCUUCUAUCUUGGAUGAUAAUAAAAAGAUUUAGUGUAAAUUAUGUCAGAAAUAAGAUUUUUGCAAAUUAUGUCAGAAAUAAGAUUUUUGUUGACUUCAACAGAAGAUUGUUAUCCAUAAUUCUGUAUUCAAUGAUAACUUUAUUUACUAAGCACAUGUUGUAUGCUAAAUAAUACCAUUAAGUUUGGUUCUUGAUUUAGCUAUUCUUAGGUGAAAGAACUAUUGAAAAUUCCCUAAUUACCACAAACACAGGUUCUUAACCCAACAGCCAGGGCUAGAAGGCCAUUAGCAGAAUAUUGAAGAAAGGCGUUUGUUACUGUGAACAAAGAGGGGAAAAAAGAUUCUUGCCACUAGAAAAAGAGGGGAAGACUUAUUGAUGCUGCUCUCCACAAACUUUCUUACCCCACCGUAUUCUUGUCUUCCUUCCCAAUACUUGGCGUUUAAACCUGGUGAAAAGGGGUAGGAAGGAGGGAGACAGAGAAGAGUGAUGCUCAGCAGUGGCUGGUCUUUUUUCAUAUGAAACUUUGUAUCUGAGGAUCUUACUGUGCUCUGGGUUUGUUGCAUAAAGUUCUUUCAGAAAUAGAACAAGCAUAUUUAUGUAGUGUGUUGAGACAUUGUCAUCUCUCAAUCACUAGUUUAAAUUUGAAGUGGUUUCUAGAAUCAUCAAAUUGAGUGUUAAGCUUAAGAUGCCCUGAUACCAGGGCACCUGAGUGGCUCAGGUCACGAACCCAGGGUCCUCUGCUCAGCAGGGAGCCUGCUACUCCCUCCCCCUCUGCCUGCAGCUCUGCCUCCUUGUGCUUGCUCUCUCUCUGUCAAAUGAAUAAAUAAUAAAAUCUUAAAAAAAAAAAUACCCUGAUA